Oncorhynchus nerka (sockeye salmon) is the source of this 8625-nucleotide messenger RNA. RefSeq names its product C-X-C chemokine receptor type 1-like. The transcript has 3 exons. Gene Ontology annotation, molecular function: C-C chemokine binding; C-C chemokine receptor activity. The record is from RefSeq and is a predicted model, not a curated record. The coding region runs from base 4189 to 5277 and encodes 362 amino acids. NCBI's taxonomy places the organism in Eukaryota, Metazoa, Chordata, Actinopteri, Salmoniformes, Salmonidae. Gene Ontology annotation, biological process: G protein-coupled receptor signaling pathway; calcium-mediated signaling; immune response. Gene Ontology annotation, cellular component: membrane; external side of plasma membrane.
ACAGACAGCGUUUCUGAUAUGUCAAAACUAGCCAUAAGGCUAAUAUCCUUAACUUUAAUCGAUAGUCCUGAGGCUUAUUCAGUAGGAGGAAAUAUUUACCUUGUUGCAUGUCUACCCUGUGGGGCGGUUUCCCAGACAGGUUAAACGUAGUCCAGGACAAAAAAUUAUACUCAAUGGAGAUUCCAAAUGGAAAGUAUUUUAGUCUAGGACUAGGCUUAAUCUCUGUCCAGGAAACUGUCCCUAUAUGUCUAUCUGAAACACUUAAAAUGUUGACCUCUAGGGAUCACCCAACUGCCCUCAAGUAGAGAGACAUCUUGAAGAUCUGUCAUGUGGUGUUUAUUUAUAUACCACCAUUAUACAGUGCCCUCCAGUGUCCAUCCACUCAAGUUCUUGGCAUGCCUUGCGCAGGAAACUCUUUCCAUGAAGGGCCAAGAGUCUGCUGGUUUUUGUUAAGACCUAGUCAACCAGGUGAGAGGAGUGCCUUACUAAUCAGCGACCAUAUUUGAUCAAGUGCAAGAGCAAAAACCAGACACUCGUCCCUGUGUGGAAUGAGUUUGACACGUGCCUUACUGGGAUCAUUUGGGCUGCUGCUUAAAAAAACAAGUAGUGCUUUUUUGGUAGGUCGUCUGUGCCAUAUUGUACCCUUCAAUUAGAUUGUUAUGAUCAAAGUUUAUAAUCCAUGCUUUGCAAUCUUAUUUCCCAAGUCCAGUUGGAAUGACCUCAUUGUUUCAUAGUGCAGUUUUGGCAAUAGUCUGAACUAAACGAAGCCUUCAGAAGGCCUACAUAUGUUCAAGUAAUUUAUAAGCCGAUAUAUAAAAAUGCAUUCCAAAUGUGUUAACCCUUAAGUAUGUUUGCUUCUAGCCACAAUAACAGAAGCUCAUUCAGAGAUCUAGACAAAUGUUAAGAGACAAGUCCCAUAUGACAGUUAUUUUGGCCCAUUGAAUUUGGUUAGUUAAUAUUGUGAGAAAAGAUGCAGUAUGAUGACAAUUAGUACUAUCCUUAUUUUACCCCAGUGGUCUGUUUUGAAACUUAUUUUGUAACCACGCAUUGCAAGAGACUAAACACACAUGGCCUCAUAUCCUAUGUUUCACAAAGCACCUCUGACCACAGACAGGGAAGGCUUUGGCCUAUGAGAAUUUUCCCUGCACUCACUGAUAGGCACUGUGUCACGUUUCUCAAAAGAAAAAUAGCUUCAGGCUAUUCUGGAUAUUAAUUAACAUUUAUAAAAAUAAAAGGUUAUCUACUCUUUGAUAUUCCAAAAUAGGGCUGGUUUCCCAGACCCAGAUAAAGCCUAUUCCUUUACCAAAAAGCACUUUAAAUGAAGACUCAUUGAGCAUGCAUUUUUGCUCACGACUAUGCUUAAUCUGUGUCUGGAAACUGGCUCAUAUAAAAAUAAGCAAUGUAAUACAGUGAGUGCUUACUCAGUUGUUGGGUAUGUGAGCUUUAUAGUUUGAAAUGUAUAAAAUAUUUCAGAGACAAAUUGUUGGUUGAAUUAAUGUACAGUGCAUCAGACACUUUGACAGAGGACAACAGCACAAUAUUUUUGUAAUAUGUCUUUGGUAUGUUAUGAAAUGUGCUCCUAAAAGUGAGUGUGCAUGUGUUUUUUUGUAUAUGUAUGAACUAAAUCCUGGGUGGUAAAAGUUGAUCACAAUGAAAGUGGAAGUGUGGAGAUACAGCUGGUUGAUUAGACUGUAAGAAUUGUGUCCUUGGAGUCAUUUUCUGCUCUCAGAUGCUUGAAAACAAAUGUACGCUUUGAAAUAAGAUAAACAUUACCUCGCACAUGUGCAUGCCAUAUAAUGUUUAAUCUUCCUAAUAAUGAUUAUUCUCUUACGGUUAUUUUCUGUUUCACUUUUAGUAUUAUUGUGACCAGUUACUUUUCUGGUGACAAGGUGAGUGGUUGAACAUUUUUAGAAAAACAAAGUGGUCUGGUCGUGACUGGAGAGUUUUUAGUGUAAUUUCCCUUCAGGUAGUAAAAAAUAAAUAGUAACAAUUAAUAGAGUACAUCAGUGUUAUAGUACAUGAUCACUUAAAUUAAUGAGCCUUAAAGGAAUAGUACACUCCAAACCAAUGUUUAAAAGAUUGUUAUGUAGCCUCAAAGGUGCUCUUCAGUCGUUCUACAAUAUCUGUUGAAUGGAUAGUAAUUAAGGAAAAUUUGCAUGAUCUACCUCAAAUUAAUGGAAAAGAUCUGUUCAACCAAUGUUUUGAAUUUGAGUGACAAUAUGAUAUCGCUACAUUUAAUUAACCUCAUGGAUGUAAAGGCCCCUGAAGAGGACUAGCAAUGUUCUGGUAUCUGUAAUUUUUGCCGUAGAUUCAGCAAUAGCCCUAGUUCUCACGGAGUCUGGAGUAUUGCCACAUUCAUGUGCUAGUCGGACUUGUUGUAGCUAUACUGUUGCUGCGUUCAGCCAAUUUAGCAAGCCAGAAAUUUCAGAGUUUCCUAGUCGGGGAACUCCAAAUUUCAAAGUUCCCCCGACUGGCAUGUCAACAUAUCUCUUUGACCUUUGUGACUCAGGCUGUGAAAUCUGGCACCACUUUAAUUUGGGAUGUCCCGCCCACCAUUUCAUUCGCUCUUCCGACUGUCCAUUAUCUUCUGGCGGAAUGCUCCAUCGCAGCCGUUGACAAAGCACAUGCCUGAAAUCCUUAGAUCCUAGCACAGCAGAAGAGCGUGAUUUUGAUACACUAGCACAGGGAUGGGCAACUGGUGGCCCGUGGUUCUGUUUCCAAUAGAUUUUUAAUGUUAAAUUUGGGAACUCAGUCUCAAUUUACUGUUGAGAGUUAGAAUAGUAGAAUACACAGACAGGGUGCAGUUUCUCUUGUCAGUCACUGACAGUUACUCAAUUAGCCCAUGUCAACAUUCUUAUUUAAUUUUUUAGAUUGAUAAAUUAGUCUAGCGGCCAUCUAUCAAAAUGUCUAGUAAUCAUGGUCGAAUUACUGACUGGGGGGCCCCAUUGAUUUUGUUAGUCACCCUCACUCAGAUAUAAGUUUAAAAACUGCAAAUAUUUAUCUUCGUCCCAAUGCAAAAUUAAUAUAAUUUUCAAAGUGAAUAUAAUAUUACAAAAUCUUCUCUAUGCCCCAUGGAAAAAUGUGUAGAAUUAACCAAAAAAUGCUGUCGGGGGGCAUCUUAAAAAGUUUUCUCCGUAAGGUGGGGGUGGUUACCCCCAACAAAAUUUUGCUUAUGGCCCCCAAAAGGAUCGGGCCAGCUUUGACGGCAUGUGUGGGUAUGCAUACCCACGAGCCACUGCGGCCCCUCAUGAUGACUUAGAUUUAUUUUGUGGCCCCCGCCCCCAUCAAAGGUGCCGAUCCCUUUGUAUUGUAAACUCUACUUCCUUUCUGUAAAUGUCAUUGUGCACUCAAAUAAUUGACUCCUGGCAGUAUGUAAGUAGAUAUAUUGUAUGUUAGUGUCGUCAGGUCGGCUAGUAUUUGUAUCGUGAUCCUGCCUUGUGCGUUGUAAAUUGUGAAAUAAUAAAGAGUGCCGAUCCCUGCUCUAGCAGAUUCAGGGAUUGAUUUCAAAUCAAAUCUAACUUUAUUUGUCAUGUGCCGAAUACAACAAGUGUAGACUUUACCAUGAAAUGCUUACUUACAAGCCCUUAACCACCAGUGCAGUUCAAGAAGAGUUCAAAUAUUUACCAAGUAGACUAAAAUAAGAAGUAAUAAUAAAAAGUAACACUAAGAAUAACAAUAACGAGGCUAUAUACAAGGGGCACCGGUAACGAGUCAGUGUGCGGGGGUACAUGUUAGUUGAGGUAAUUUGUACUUUAGGUGGGGGUCAUAUUAUUUUUUUUUAAAUUUUUAUCAUAAUGUACUGUGUACUUCAGCUUGUGUCCUCAAAAGUAACCACCUCAGCAAUGUAUAACUAUUUUUACCAGAAAGGUGAGAUUUUUGUCUUUCUUGGAACAUGCAGCAUUACUAGUUACAGUUUAUGGCCCUCGUGAUAAAUAAUAACUUUUGGAAUUACAUCUUAGUUAUAUCUAGAAAAGGCUCAUGUCACAUGUAAUGUACAAUAACGCUGGUUUCAACAGAUCUCGUCAUAAGUAAAUUAGACGUUUCCUGUGUGGGGGUGGGGUGGGGACGCGAUUUGUCGUAUCGGUUCGUCGACAAAGCAAGACAUGGUCACAAUGGCAGAGAUCUCGUCACAAAUUCAUUAGACGUGGGGACGCGAUUUGUGGUAUCUGUUCGUCGACAAAGCAAGACAUGUUCACAAUGGCAGACCCAAAUAUCUCAUACCUUUUGAUUGUGGAGGACUUUGGUGAAUACUUCAACGACACUGACUUCAACACAACUUAUGAGCUUGACGAAAACACCCUAACCUGCAAUACUUCCCCCAUUUCCUCCGGUGUGACAGUCGUCUUAUGUGCCUUAUACGUCCUCAUCUUGCUCUUGGCCAUUCCUGGGAACAUGGUGGUGGGGCUGGUGAUAGCCUCCAGCAAGCAGCCGCUGUCUCCCUCUGACUUAUACCUCCUCCACCUGGCUGUGGCCGACUUCCUGUUGGCUCUCACCCUCCCUUUCUGGGCCGUUUCUGUCACCGUGGGCUGGGUCUUUGGUGACGCCAUGUGCAAACUAGUCAGUGUCUUUCAGGAGGUCAGCUUCAAUGCCAGCAUCCUGUUUUUGACCUGCAUCAGCGUAGACCGUUACCUGGUGAUCGUGCGAGCCAUGGAGGCAUCCAAGGCUGCUCGUCGCCAAGAGGUCAGCUGGGGCACCUGUGCCACUGUCUGGCUCGUGGGUGGCCUGCUGUCCCUGCCCGGUCUCUUGAACCAUGUCGUCUUCUUACCCAGAACAGAGAGGAUGACAUGCGCCGAGAGUUACGACCCAGGCAGCGCUGAGGCUUGGCGGCUGGUCAUACGGGUUCUCGGGCACAUGUUAGGGUUUCUACUCCCUUUGACAGUUAUGGUGGUGUGCUAUGGUGUGAUUGUGGCUCGACUCCUGCGGACCCGGGGCGGUUUCCAGAGGAACAGGGCCAUGAGGGUGAUUGUUGCGCUGGUUUUGGCCUUUCUGCUUUGCUGGAUGCCCUACCACCUGGCUGUGAUGGCGGACACCCUAUUCCGGGCAAAAGUGGUGGGGUAUGGGUGCCGAGAGAGGAACGCUGUGGACACAGCCAUGCUCGCCACCCAGAGUCUGGGCCUGCUGCACAGCUGCGUCAACCCGGUUCUCUAUGCUUUUGUCGGGGAGAAGUUUAGGAGGAGGCUGUUCCAGAAAGUGGGUGUGAUGGAGCAGCGAGCGUCGUUGACCAGGGCCAGCAGAUACUUCUCUCAGACCUCAGAGGCCACCUCCACAUUCAUGUGAUCUUAAAAUGUGUGUUUUUACCCCUGAUUAUAAGAAGAAUCAAUGAGUCAUGAUGAGGACUCCGGUGCAAUGCUGUGGGUGUGCAGGAGUACGCCCACAUAAAUGUCAACAAACUGGACUUUUAAAACAGCCUUCUUACUGGUCUUUACAUGUAUUAUUGUAUUAACUCAAUGCAUCAAUUUUUUUUGUUUUGUGAAAAGGAAGUGUAACGCCCCUGGCGGGUUUUGAACGCAUGUCUCCCAUGUCUCCAAUAAAUCUGUACCAUUUUUGUGGAGUAUAGUAACAGGCCUAAGCUAGGUCCAUGACAUUCAUUUUUAUAUAUAUUUUUUUUAAUUUGACCCUUUUCUCCCCAAUUUUCGUGGUAUCCAAUUGUUAGUAAUUAGUAUCUUGUCUCAUCGCUACAACUCCCAUACAGGCUCGGGAGAGACGAAGGUCGAAAGCCAUGCGUCCUCCAAAACACAAGCCGCACUGCUUCUUAACACAGCGCGCAUCCAACCCAGAAGCCAGCCACACCAAUGUGUCGGAGGAAACACUGUGCACCUGGCGACCUUGGUUAGCGUGCACUGCGCCCGGGCCCACCACAGGUGUCGCUGGUGCGCGAUGAGACAAGGAUAUCCCUACCGGCCAAACCCUCCCUAACCCGGACGACGCUAGGUCAAUUGUGCGUCGCCCCACGAACCUCCAGGUCACGGCCGGCUGCGACAGAGCCUGGGCGCGAACCCAGAGUCUCUGGUGGGACAGCUAGCCUGCGAUGCAGUGCCCUAGACCACUGCGCCACCCGGGAGGUCUGACAUUAUUUUCUAUUCAUAAACAUUGUUUAGGGAAUAUUCUGAAAAGAUGUAGUAAAAAAAAUAUUGACAUAACAAACUUGGCGACGCCAUACAUAUGCAUGUUUUCCGUUGUAAAUCAGACCUUUCAUAAAACUGCGUGCGUGAAUUCACCUUUUUAUGUUGACAAUAGCACCUUUUUUUUUUGCUAAAAGAAUGAGCAAUGGCAAAUUUUGAUUACACUCCUGUUGAGGUGUGGGCAGAAUGUUUGAAUAAUUUAGUGACUUAAAAAAAACUAAAUAUGCAUGCUAUCAAAUAUAGCAGGUGCCAAACACUUGAUUGAUUGUACAUUAGAAACAUCUUAAAAGUGAAAUUCUACAGCCCACACUUCUACAGUAUGCAAAAUACAAAAUGUUGUUAAUCAAUAAAUUAUGUUUAUCUCUUGCCUUGGUUUAGUCUCUGAUAUUAAAUAGGCUAUUUAGAAGAAAAAGAAACGCACACCUAUUAAGACAAGGUGCUGGCUAGCGGAGUAGAAAACUUGAAAAUAAAAGAGACGCACACUAGGAGCUCAGAUGCAAAAAUGUAAUUACCAACGUUUCGACAGCCAAGCUGUCUUCAUCAGGGUAUAAUCAAACACUGCCGAAUGACUCGUUUAUAUAGUGUCAAAAGACACAGGUGUCUGUAAUCAUGGCCAAGAGGGGCCUAAUAUCAUUGGUUAAUAAUCAAAUAUUAAAAUGUCAUACAAAGAACAACAUACAAACAACAAAUGGAUAAUGAUAUCAUGGCUUUAGAAGAUUCUCAUGGGCUAAUUGACAUCAUUUGAGUCAAUUGGAGCUGUACCUGUGGAUGUAUUUCAAGGCCUACCCUCAAACGCAGUGUCUCGUUGCUUGACAUCAUGGGAAAAUCAAAAGAAAUCAGCCAAGACCUCAGAGAAAGAAAUGUAGACCUCCGCAAGUCUGGUUCAUCCUUGGGAGCAAUUUCCAAAUGUCUGAAGGUACCACGUGCAUCUAUACAAACAAUAGUACCCAAGUAUGAACACCAUGGGACCACGCAGCCAUCAUACCGCUCAGGAAGGAGAUGCGUUCUGUCUCCUAGAGAUGAACGUACUUUGGUGCGAAAAGUGCAAAUCAAUCCCAGAACAACAGCAAAGGGCCCUGUGAAGAUGCUGGAGGAACAGGUCCACAGUAAAACGAGUCCUAUAUCGACAAUCUGAAAGGCCGUUCAGGAAGGAAGAAGCCACUGCUCCAAAAACCGCCAUAAAAAAGCAGUCUACAGUUUGCAACUGCACAUGGGGACAAGGAUUGUACUUUUUGGAGAAAUGUCCUCUGGUCUGAUGAAACAAAAAUGGAACUGUUUGGCCAUAAUGACCAUCGUUAUGUUUGGUCGAAAAAGGGGGAGGCUUGCAAGCCGAAGAACACCAUCCAAACCUGUGAAGCAUGGGGGUGGCAGCAUCAUGUCGUGGGGGAUGCUUUGCUGCAGGAGGGACUGGCACACUUCACAAAAUAGAUAGCUUCAUGAGGAAUGCAAAUUAUUUGGAUAUAUUGAAGCAACAUCUCAAGACAUCAGUCAGGAAGUUUAAGCUUGCUCGCAAAUGGGUCUUCCAAAUGGACAAUGACCCCAAGCAUACUUCCAAAGUUGGACAACAAAGUCAUUGUAUUGGAGUGGCCAUCACAAAGCCCUGACCUCAAUCCUAUGGAACAUUUGUGGGCGGAACUGAAAAAUUGUGUGCGAUCAAAGAGGCCUUACAAACCUGUCUCAGUUACACCAGCUCUGUCAGAUGGAAUGGGACAGAAUUCACCCAAUUUAUUUUUUGAAGGCUACCCAAAACGUUUGACCUAAAGUUAAACAAUUUAAAGGCAAUUCUACCAAAUACUAAUUGAGUGUAUGUAAACUUCUGACCCACUGGGAUUGUGAUGAAAGAUAUAUAAAAGCUGAAAUAAAUCAUUCUCUCCUAUUAUUCUGACAUUUCACAUUCUUGUGAAGUGGUUAUCCUAACUGACCUAAGACGGGGAAGUUUUACUAAGAUUAAAUGUCAGGAAUUGUGAAACUAAGUUUAAAUGUAUUUGGCUAAGGUGUAUGUAAACUUCCGACUUCAACUGUAGCUUUGCUAAGUGCCAGCGGGUUUCAGCUAUUGUUAGCUUACUUGUUAGUGGUUUAGAAGGUAAUGGUUGUAGCAUUGUUUAGCACAGGUGUCCAGUCAUUUGUAGCUUUUGAAAAUUGACACAGUAAGUUUUUAUUUACAUUUUUUUGAUAAUAUAAUUAACUGCAAUUUGGCAGUACGCCAAGACCUUGUUUUGAGAACAAAAUAUAUCUCACUUUUAAGGUCUCAUCUUAUAGACAGGAAUCCUUGUGCGGUAUUGGUCUGUCACAUGUUGUGAACCAGUAUUGAUCGGUCACAUGAAUGAAACGCAAAACUGUAAUGUUUAAUUAAUUAUGCAAAUAUAACUUGUCUGUGUAUAGGCGUAUAUAAGACAACUGCUGGGAUUGCAUAAGUAGAGCUUCUGUUUGACAUGUGUACUAUGGUGCAUUAAGUGUGUUGGAACCUCUCCAGCGACAAAAACAAUGAUUGAUUUAAGAUUGA